GAAUAAAUAAUUGGGAUGGGCCUCUUCUUCUUUCUGUUCGGCCUUAUUCUCUUUUAUUUGGUAUUGCUUCGUUAUUGUCGCUAUGAAACUUUACUCUCUAUCGGUAGAUCUGGUAUGGAUUCAGAGGCGGCGAAGACGGCGAGGGAAUCCCUGGAUCUGGCGUUUCACAUGUCCAAUAUUCUAGAGACAGGCCUCGAUCGUCACACUCUGUCGGUCCUCAUUGCGCUUUGUGACCUUGGGCUCAACCCGGAGGCACUAGCGGCGGUGGUCAAGGAACUGCGCUCACAACCGCCGUCUCCCUUGCCUUCUGCUCCGCGUUCAUCUAAUUAAGCAGGUUUUAAAGCAAUUAUGAGCUCUCGUAGCACAACUUCUGUAGAGAUACUUGAUAGUUGCUAUCUUUUUCUAUUUUUCCAAUAGUUAUCAUUUCUGCAUCCAUCAAUGAAUAGGAAGUUCCCAGUUUGAAUCGACUUUCAUAGUUUGAGUUUCAGUGGCCCAUUCUAAGGGUUUUUUUUUUAUAUGAAGUCAACUUGAAGAUGGUAUCUAACUCAUCUCCUUGUUGGGUUUUGUUACCAAGUCUGUAAAAAUUAAAGAUGUAUUAUUAUGAGUUCUCAUGUGCAAACAAAAUUUUAAAUUAUGUUAUCAAUACUUGGCUUUUGAUCUUGU
This is a messenger RNA of Tripterygium wilfordii, 663 nucleotides long. Its product is annotated as mitotic-spindle organizing protein 1A-like. Bases 16 to 330 code for a protein of 104 amino acids. The record is from RefSeq and is a predicted model, not a curated record. The transcript has a single exon. Gene Ontology annotation, cellular component: gamma-tubulin ring complex; spindle; centrosome. Gene Ontology annotation, biological process: microtubule nucleation by interphase microtubule organizing center; mitotic spindle assembly; gamma-tubulin complex localization. NCBI's taxonomy places the organism in Eukaryota, Viridiplantae, Streptophyta, Magnoliopsida, Celastrales, Celastraceae.